AUGAUUGGGUAUUGCUAUGAGAUAGCACAUAAAGAUGUUGAGUACCAAGGAAAAUUGGUUUGGUCUCAAGUAAUAGAUCGAGCUCUCUGCUUUGAAUAUAUGAAGGGAGGAAGCCUUGCCAAGCAUAUUUCUGCCGAGUCAUGCAUACAUAAUUGGCCGAUCACGUACAAAAUAAUUAAGGGGACAUGUGAGGGCCUCCACCACCUUCAUAAAGGAGGAGAAAAGAAGAUUUUUCAUCUAGACUUAAAGCCGGAUAAUGUAUUGCUGGAUGAAGAAUUGGUGCCUAAAAUAGGAGAUUUUGGUUUGUCCGAGCUCUUUGGGUCCUCGUAUACCCACCAACAAAGCAGCACGAAAGGAACAAUUGGGUUCAUGCCACAAGAAUAUAUACACAAUCGCAAGGUGUCACCCAAGAAUGACGUGUUCAGUCUCGGAGUCAUAAUUUUCCACAUAAUGGUGGGAGAAAAGGGCUACAGCGAUUAUUGGGAUGCGCGCCGUCGUCCAAAUUUUUCCUCAAAAAUUCAACAUAAGUUUAUUGAGAGUGUACAAGAAUAUUGGAAGAAAAAGAUGGAGACAAUGGAAGGUUAUAGAUGGGACGAAACAGAUCUGCUAGGAGUAACGAGAUGUAUUGACAUGGCAAUGCGUUGUGUGGAGGACGACCGAGACAAAAGGCCUUAUAUAAAGGACAUUAUCAACGAGCUCAACAAACUAGAUUCUGAAGUCUCAGAGAUGUUAAAGAAAGAUCCGAAACCACCUAUUGGCCAGCUGGUAUAG
Triticum turgidum subsp. durum (durum wheat) is the source of this 771-nucleotide messenger RNA. NCBI's taxonomy places the organism in Eukaryota, Viridiplantae, Streptophyta, Magnoliopsida, Poales, Poaceae. The record is from the annotation of a GenBank genome assembly.